GGCCGCCGUCGUCCCUGAGGGAGCCGCUGCAGGCGCGUCCGGUUUCCACGGCAACGCGGCCCGGCCCGCGGUACCGGCACCGCCACCGGCACCGAGAUGCUUGCUCAGGUGCCUGACGAGCCCGAAAACUCUGACUCUUCUCGGAAGAGUGUCUAUGACAGUAAGGUGUCUGCAAGAGAGGCAAAGAAGAAGAAAGUUGUAUUCUGGGGCAUUGAGGUGCCUGAAACACUCAGUUGGCAUGGCUGGGAACUUGGAAAAGAGAUGAUCAAACACCUGACCUUGAAAAAUGUUCAUGGGAAAGUCCAGAAGCUGCGUUACAGGGCUCCUUCCACGCCAUUCUUCUUCACUGUUUUCCCGCAGCCGAUCACUCUGAACCCUGGCAUGUCUGUAACUCUGCCCAUCGUUUUCCGGCCCAGUAAAGAGAUGGAUUAUGAAGACAACAUCUUCUUUAUGAAGGCUGAGGGUGAGUUCUCUGUUACCCUGCAUGCUAUGCUUCCACGCUUCUGUCUGUCCAUCCCGGCCGCUGUCCAGUUGCCUGUCUGUGCUGUCCACAGCGCUACAGAGGCGACGUUUGCUGUGCGCAACGUUGGUGAUCUCGUUAGCAUCUUUGCCUGGGAGACAUCAAGUCCUUUCUCCGUGGAUCCUAUGUUUGGCACACUGAACCCAGGUGCUGAGUGCAUGGUCAAGGUGGUCUUCAAGCCCAAGGUGGCUGGGGUGCAUUAUGCAGCAGCAACAUGCUGGUUUGGAGGUGAAGUGAAACAAAUGAGGACAAUCAAGCUAAAAGCCCUGGCCAAAUACCCCUACCUGUGUGUGAGCAUGACAGGAAAGAAGUCUGAAGGUGUACAGCCUGGAAAGUUUCAGGAUGCCCUGUGUUUUGGAUCAGUACCAGUGGGGAAAACUGUGGAGAAGUGUGUGGAAAUUGUCAACAUAUCUCUGGUUGAUGCACCAUUUAGAAUAGAACAAGCAGAAGGCCCUCUGCUUCGUGAUUAUGGUUUCUCCUGUGAUGUGUCCCAUGAUGUUGUUCCUGCCAAAGGAAAGCUGGUCUUGCGCAUACGGUUUCAGCCCCACGUAGUAGGAGAGCACAGUACUGACUAUUUCACUAUCACAUCUGCUGCAUACCACUUGAAGACUGUUCUGAAAGUGGUUGGUUCAUGUAAAGGUCCUUCUGUGUCCCUGCACCAGCAUUCUGUGAACUUUGGCUGGAUCAAUCUUGGAGAAAGUUUGAUGCGGACACUGAAGAUCAGCAACACGUCAGAUGUCCCGGCCUAUUAUCAAUUUGAUAUUGAUUGCAAAGGGAGUGUCUUCUCCUUGGAUCGCUCCUGUGGAGUCUUGGAGGGUGCAACAACACUGACACUGAAGGUGAUCUUUCGACCUGCUCACCCUAUCAAUUAUCACCGCAGAGUCGUGUGCCUUGUCCACCACCAGGAACCCCUCUAUGUGGACUUUUUUGGUACUUGCCAUUCAGACACAGCUAAGCCAACCACCCUUCAGAAAAGACACCUCUCCUGGUACAGAACCAACAUGGUGAGGGGACUGACCUUCUACCCCCCUGAUAUCCUGAGUGAAAUGCUGAAAAAUGGGAAGUUGCAGAUGGAUGAAAAGGGAGCCCUCAUGCUGCCCCCUGAGAUUUCUGAGGACCAGCCACCCAAGGAAUACUUGGAACCCAAUCCCAUGGCUGAAUAUUUCUACAAUGCUGUAAGCAGUGACCUGGCCUUGUUUCCUGCUCAUGUUAGUGUCAGCCCCAGGGAGUAUGAUUUUGGAUGCUGCAUGCCACCACACAAGGCAGACUCUCUUUCUCUCUGUGUGACCAACCACACCAAAGGAAGUAUCAUUGUUGCCUGGACUCCAAGCCAUAGCAGCGCCUUCCAAGUGCACCCCGACAUCGGUGACAUCCCACCGUUGAAGUCUUCAACCUUCUAUGUCUUUUGCAGGCCCACUCAGGUCAACAGUCUUUAUGCAACAGAGCUGGAAGGUUUUGCUGUUUAUAAGGUGAUGAGACACUACACCAACAUUGAGAAUGAUGCCACCAUCUGUCCAUCGUGGUGCCUGACUGUGAGGCUGAGAGCACACACAUAUGAAGCAAAACGGGAGCACAUCAUUCCACAGUACGUCCUGGAUGUCCCCAAAAUUUUUCCUCCUGUGGCUUGUGACACUGAUACCUACUGCAGCAUGCUGUUGUCCAACCCGAGCACCUCUUUGAUAACCUUCAGUGUAAACCAAACUGCCUGUCCUUCUGUUUUGGUCAAGCCCAGCUUAGGACAUGUCAUUCCAGGAGGCCACCAGAUUUUCUUUCUCUCCACUCACCCAGUUAACACAGUCUUGAAGCAGCAUGUCCUGCCUUUGGAGCUGAACUCUUAUCCUGCAUACACCAAGGAGAUUGUUCUCCAGAGUUGCGGGCAGUCUCUUCUUUUGCUCUUAGAAGGUGAUGGAAUUCUCUACUUCAAACCUCUCCAUGUAGGGACCUCCUCUACACGAAUGUACACUAUUAAAAACUGCACAAGUCUACCCAUGGUUUUCACAUGGAAGAUCCGUCGGUCAGACAGUAAGAUCCUGUCUGUCAGCCCCACUGCAGGGAUCCUCCAGCCCUAUGAAACCAUGGCUCAGGCAUGGACUUUUACUCCUGACAAGAAAACCAAGUAUGUGCUGCAAGCUAUGGUGUUUGUGAGGUGGAAAAGCCCAGACCCUGUGUCUCCCAAAGAUGUCCAUUAUGUCUUACGGAUCAUUGGAGAAGGGGCACUGGGCACCAUCAGGGCACAAAAGGAGCAUCUGGACCUUGGAAAUAUUCUAGUUGGUGAUCAAAAAAGCUGCAGCAUUGUACUGCUAAACGAUGGGAUCUGUACUCUGAAUUACAUCCUCAGUGUGGAACGACUGUUCACAGGGCCCUGUGACCAUGAGGAGGUCCUCAGUGAUCUACCAGCUAUAGAGCUGGAACACUCCAGAGGAACAGUCCCCGCAAGAUCAAAAGUUUUUGUCCGAGUAAAAGUAAGGCCAGCCCGUCGGCUGUGUUACACCUGGUUAAUCAAAUAUGCUAUUUGCACAGCCAGAGCUGCAGAUCUUGCAAGCGCAAAAGAGAAGCAGCAGCAGUUCCUCUGCUGCAUUGUAGCAACAGGCGUCUACCCAACUUUGUGCAUCACAGAUGCUUGUACAAUAGGGACUGCCAGCCGUAACAGCAAGAUGCACAUCUGGAAGCUCUUCUCCUUGGACACACUGAAUGAAUUCUUGGAGCGAGACCCAACUCCUGGCGAGCUCACCUACAAAGUUCCCACAAGGCACAGCACAUGCUUGAUCCCUCCAGUGUAUACCCCUCUCCUGCUGGAUUUUGACUUUGGGUCUGCCCCAGUGGACUCAGAGCCUACGAUUGUGGUGCUUAUGCUGGAGAACAAGGGUGUGGUACCUGUGGAAUGGGCCUUCUUGUUUCCUUCUGAUCAGAAGAUGGACAUGGAGCGCUGGGCAGAAGAUGCUGACUUUACCCCCCAGGAGUUGCACCAGAUGAGCAUUCAGGAUAACCAGCUCUUCAGUGUUUCUCCAAAGUCAGGAACACUUCUUCCAGGGCAGGAGAAAUCUGUCCAGCUCUCACACAGACAUGAUUUCAUUGGCACUGAUCGCCUCCCUGUCCUGCUGAAGAUUUCCUAUGGCCAUGAGAUUCUGCUGACCUUCAGCGGUGUGACAGUGGAACACGACCAGCGGUACGUUCAUUUUGCAUCCACUAAGCACGUCUUCGCACCCGUCGCUGUUGGAUGCUCCCAACCCCCCACACAGAUUUAUAAACUCUACAAUGGUGGCUCCAUGCCUGUGACAUUUGAGGUUCAGCUGGACAACAUUGUGAAGAUAAAGGAGAAGAAUUUUCAGCAUCCUGUGUUUGUCUGCCUAACUCCUAGAGGAGAAAUUCCCCCUGGUGAAGCGGGGCACAUUGAAUGGAUCUUCUCACCUCUGGAAGCUAAAACAUACACGGUUGAUGUUCUCAUCGACAUCCUGGAGGGUGACUCAACCCAGAUUACUUUCCAGGGAGUAGGCUACAAUCCAAAUAUUGUAAGAGAGGCUGCUACAUCCAGACAUUUUUUUUCUUCUGCGGUCAUUCCAGGUUCUGCCAAGCUAACUGUGCCUGGGCAGGCAGCCACCUUGUCCCAUCACAGGAUUUGCCUUGGAAAUAUCCCAGACUGCACCAAAGCUGGUCGACUUGUCUUUCUCAACAAUAUCUCGAAGAGCAAGGCAGUGGUGUUUACCUGGCAGUUAAACUCCUGUAAAGAAAUGGUGUUGGAGGUUGCUCCAGAGUCAGGGGUUGCACAGCCUGGAGAGAGUGUCCCCUGCUUCAUCACACUGCAGCCUACAGGGAAUCCCUACUUCUGCAGAAUAAAUCUGGUGUGUGAGGUGUACAUCCAGGAGUCCCUGGUUCAGUAUGAGAGGGAUCUGCAUGAGUGGGAAAAGGAGAAGGAACGGCAGGCUGUGGAAUUCACCAUCACAGAGAAGGACCUUGGGAUUAAGAAGAAGCUAAAGUCACCUUCAGUGAGGUUAUCAGAUUCUGCUGAAACAGCAAAUCUUCCUGAAUCAUCAGCUGUGAUCAGGAAAUACAAGACAUUACCCCCUAUUAAAAGCCGCCCUACACCCAGUCAGCCACCUGGACACAAUGACAAGGGGCUGUUGGACAAAGAUACCAGCCAGAAGUGGGUCAAACCAGAGCCUCCCACGCCCUUGUUCUUACACCUUGACGUGUCAGCCAGGUCCUACGCUAUUGAGGACUUCCUCAGCAACUUUGCCUUGGAUUUUCACAGAUACUUCUUAUCCCGCCCUUUCAGCACCCAGCCCUCAGAGUGCAAAUUGGUGGAUGGAAGUAGGCACAGAAACAGGACGGACGUGGAGCUCAAACAGCUGUCCUUGGCUUCUGCUUCUAAACAAGAGCUGGAGGUGGUGACUGACAUACUCACAGGUGUCAUCAGAAGCCUCUUGGAGGAUGGCCACUUCCAGACAUCAGUGAGAAAAAUCCAAGAUGAGCCUAUUCCAUAUUUCUCCCAGUUCCAGUCUGCAAAAUCAGCAGAGCUCCAGGACAGUAGACAGGGCUCCACGUUCCCCUCCAGGGUCUCUUUUUUGACAGAUCUUGACCUUGAGAAGGAUGGAGAGAGGAAAAAAAUUAGUCAGGAAACUUCUCCCAGUGAUUUGCCAGAGUCUUGCAAGACUUUUCACCAUAAGGAGUUGAUGGAAAAGGAGAUCAUAAGUAGGCAGCCAGCUGUUGGGAACCUUGUGGAGCUGGUGCUGGAAAACAUACUGCAGAACAUCCUGAUUGAAGCCAGCCGUGGGGAGGUGGUGCUGACAGCCCAGCCCAGGAUCAUUGCUUUACCCCCCAAUGCCUCCCGAAGAAUCACCAACCCGGCAACCCCACCCUGCAGAGCAUAGCUGCUGGAUACUGUGCUGCUUAAGCUCCUCAAGCACGUCAGCUCUCUCCAUUCUUCAUCCCUGUGAUGUCCAGAGCAACUCGGACCCUCCCACACCAUGACCUUAGCUCAGAAUGUUGGCUUUCUCUGAGGUGGUAUGUCCUGAUUAUGUUCUCAGCACCAAUUUGAAUCCUCUGACAACUCCACAGCAGAGUUCAUGAGAUCCCUCCUUUCUGUGGCUGGCCACAUCAUCGGAGAAGAACUCUAUGCUACAGGGAGCACAUGGACAACCACUGUGACAAUUCCCACUAUCCUCAGCCUGCACCGGCUGAGAGGAGUGGAAUCUGCUUUGGAAUGUAGCUGAGGAGGGACUGACAUUUGGGCAAUGAGGUGAUGGGAUCAGCAGGAUGCAGGUACUGUAUCCUCCUCCCCUCCUUGCUCCAGUGGCGACUGCAGGUUCCCUUUCCAGCGAGCAGCCCGAGGGGGCAGCUGCAGCACAAUCAGUACACGCGGCAAGCCAAUAAAAGCAGCUUGACCUUCAGACACCG
Taeniopygia guttata (zebra finch) is the source of this 5914-nucleotide messenger RNA. RefSeq names its product cilia and flagella associated protein 65 (gene CFAP65). The record is from RefSeq and is a predicted model, not a curated record. Gene Ontology annotation, cellular component: cytoplasm; sperm flagellum. NCBI's taxonomy places the organism in Eukaryota, Metazoa, Chordata, Aves, Passeriformes, Estrildidae. Gene Ontology annotation, biological process: sperm axoneme assembly.